Molecule: messenger RNA, 1572 nt
Organism: Populus trichocarpa (black cottonwood)
Lineage: Eukaryota; Viridiplantae; Streptophyta; Magnoliopsida; Malpighiales; Salicaceae
Exons: 3
Coding region: 256-1320 (354 amino acids)
Cellular component (GO): cytosol
Molecular function (GO): protein-folding chaperone binding
Source: RefSeq, a predicted model, not a curated record
AUUUCAGUAAUUUGCGAGUAAACUAGAAGAAGUUAAAAAGACAGUGGAGUCACUUCUGGAACCUUCUACAUGUUUCUCAAAUCAUCAAAGACAAAAACUCCGCAAACAUGAAACUUCCACCAUUUCCUCCAUCAUCACCUAACCAAAAAAACAAAGCAAGCAACCUUUUCUAUUAUUAUUUUUCAAGAAGAAAAACAAAGGUGAGCAAAGAGAAGAAAAGAAAGAGGGGGGAGAGGAGGAGGUAGCAGCAACAUCAUGGGGGUGGAUUACUACAAGAUAUUGCAAGUUGAUAAGACUGCAAAAGAUGAUGAUUUGAAGAAGGCUUAUAGGAAAUUAGCAAUGAAAUGGCAUCCUGAUAAAAACCCAAAUAACAAGAAAGAAGCUGAAGCCAAGUUCAAGAAAAUUUCUGAAGCUUAUGAGGUUCUCAGUGAUCCACAGAAAAAAGCAGUAUAUGACCAAUAUGGUGAGGAGGGUCUAAAGGGGCAAGUACCACCGCCUGGUGCUGCUGGUGCUGCUGGUGGUGGUCCAGGUGGGGCUGGUCCAGGUGGAGCUACAUUCUUCUCCACGGGAGAUGGGCCAACGACAUUUCAGUUCAAUCCUCGGAAUGCUGAUGACAUUUUUACUGAAUUUUUCGGGUUUUCGAGUCCAUUUGGAGGGAUGGGAGGUGGUGGUGGAGGCAUGAGACAGACAAGGUUCCAAGGUGGGAUGUUCGGCAAUGAUAUCUUUAGUUCUUACAGUGAAGGGGGUGGAGGGUCGAUGCAUCAGGGUGCGCCUAGAAAAGCUCCUCAAAUUGAGAAGAAGCUGCCUUGUAGUCUUGAAGAGCUUUAUAAAGGGGCUACCAAGAGAAUGAAGAUUUCUAGAGACAUCGCUGAUGCAAGUGGCAAGACCAUGCAAGUUGAGGAGAUUCUAACCAUUGACAUAAAACCGGGUUGGAAGAAAGGCACGAAGAUCACCUUCCCUGAGAAAGGGAAUGAACAGCCAAAUAUUGUUCCAGCUGAUCUAGUCUUCAUUAUUGAUGAAAAACCCCACCCCACAUUCACUCGUGAUGGGAACGACUUGGUUGUCACACAGAAGAUUUCUUUAACUGAAGCCUUGACAGGUUACACUGUCCAUCUCACAGCCUUAGAUGGAAGGAACUUGACCAUUCCAGUCAACACUCUGAUUCAUCCAAACUAUGAGGAGGUUGUCCCAAGGGAAGGGAUGCCAAUCCAGAAAGACCCGACAAAGAGGGGAAAUUUGAGAAUCAAGUUCGACAUCAAGUUUCCAACAAGGCUAACUGCAGAGCAGAAGGCAGGAAUCAAAAGACUCUUGGGUCCUUGAGAUCAUCAAUGCCAGCAUUUAAUACACUACACCUCCACAGAAAUGGAGAAGUUUUGUGAAUACAAAUUAGAAAGAACGUAGUAGUUGUAUUGGUUCUUCUGAAUCCACAACUUGUUAUAUAUGUAAUCACUUUUGAGAGUUUUUGUAGGAAGUAUGCCAUCUUUCUAAGACAUUGAUGUGCUAAAUUUUGAGUGUAAUAAACUUCUCUAUUACAGUUGCAAUAAAAACUGGCUCCAGUCGAUUGAUGGUGAA